Molecule: messenger RNA, 783 nt
Organism: Fonsecaea nubica
Lineage: Eukaryota; Fungi; Ascomycota; Eurotiomycetes; Chaetothyriales; Herpotrichiellaceae
Exons: 1
Coding region: 1-783 (260 amino acids)
Source: RefSeq, a predicted model, not a curated record
AUGUCGAGCGGCUCCGAAAUGCAGUACCUGGCGCCCGUCGUUGCCAGCGGCCGGAGUUCGCGCACUUUUGUCGUCGACCACACCGAUUCGAAAUCGGAGCAAUUACUUCAGCUCAUCCUCGACGAGCUGCAAUCGUCGCACAACAAGCUCAACGCCCCUCGCGAUGUGCCCCGAAUUGAGACGCAGGACUUCGCCCCAGCGCAGUCCGGCUUGCCUCGAGCCACGACCAGUAGCAGCGCUUCCUCCUCGACGUCUCCUACAGGCUCAUGCGAAGAUAAAUUCUACGAGAAAUUCUUCGCAGCUGUCGUUGCCUUUGCAGCCUUUGGCGGGUCCAUCACAUUCCAGUGUAUCUUCCAAGCUGUUCCCGAGACGACGGAGAACCCGGACGUUCCUCCAGAGCACUCCCGGACAUUCAUUGCAAUCAGCUGGGUGCUCUUUACAAUGGACCUGGGUCUUGCCAGUAUCUUGCUCGCAGCCAUGUAUGUGCACAAGGCGUGGUACAAAAAGCGGCAAACGACCAAACAGACACACUGGACCCGGUUUCGAUUCGAGGUUUUCCGAUAUGUGAACCUCAUCGCGGCUCUGGUUCUACCCUUGGGUUCGGUGGCGGCGUUAGCGUUUGCGGCACUUGCUGUGUCCGUCUGGUCAGUGCGUGUGGGCAAGACGGCAUUGGUCUCAGUCAUUAUUUUAGGGGUAGCCAUCCUAAUUUUGUGGAUUGGCUUCUGCAUCAGGCAGUUCUGUACCAGAAAAAGAAGAGGCCAAGAUGCCGGGGCAGUGGUCUAG